GCGUGGUCCCAUGAUAGGUUGUCACCUGUGCACUAAGUCCAUGCGUGACAUUUCCUGGCUGCUAAAUAUUCCACGCUCAACUGUUAGUGGGAUUAUAACAAAGUGGAAGCAACUGGGAACAACAGCCACUCAGCCACCAAGUGGUAGGCCACGUCACAUGACAGGGCGGGGUCAGCGCAUGCUGAAGCGCACAGUGCGCAGAAUUCGCCAACUGUCUGCAGAGUCAUUAGCUAAAGACCUCCAAACUUGGUGUGGCCUUCAGAUGAGCCCCAACAACAGUGCAUAGAGAGCUUAAUGGAAUGGGUUUUCAUGGCUGAACAGCGUUGGAUGCCAUGGUCACAUGAUUGCUGCAUGCUAGUAUGCAAAGUGUGGAUGCAGUGGAGCAAAGCACACCACCACUGGACUCUAG
Messenger RNA from Staurois parvus, 409 nucleotides. The record is from the annotation of a GenBank genome assembly. Lineage: Eukaryota; Metazoa; Chordata; Amphibia; Anura; Ranidae.